Quercus lobata is the source of this 2625-nucleotide messenger RNA. RefSeq lists its product as uncharacterized. The coding region runs from base 1 to 2625 and encodes 874 amino acids. The record is from RefSeq and is a predicted model, not a curated record. Lineage: Eukaryota; Viridiplantae; Streptophyta; Magnoliopsida; Fagales; Fagaceae. The transcript has 3 exons.
AUGAAUUCCCUAUGUUGGAACUGCCGGGGAAUUGGGAACCCCCGGAUAGUUUUUGCGCUCCGUGAUUAUUUGCGACGUUGGAAUCCCAAACUCGUCUUCCUCUCGGAGACAAAAUUGAUUAGCAGGCAUAUGGAGAAAGUUAAGUACAAGCUGGGUUUUUCAAAUGGACUUAUUGUUCCUAGUAGGGGACGUAGGGUUGGCCUUUCUCUGCUCUGGUCCAAUGACACUGUUCUGGAAAUUAAGAGCUAUUCAGACUAUCACAUUGAUGCGGUUAUUACAGAAUCUAGCAAUGGUGGUGCUCUUCGUUCUCAAUGCCAAAUGGACAAAUUCCGGCAAGUUGUGAAUUUAUGUGGAUUUAAGGAUUUGGGGUUUUGUGGCCCUGAUUUUACCUGGUGCAAUAUGAAGGAGGGGAGCAGCAGAAUUUUGCUCCGUUUGGACAGAGCCUUUGCUAACUCUGAGUGGCUUAAUCAUUUCAAGGAUCCAAUUGUGCAUCAUCUGGUUGAAUCAACAUCAGACCAUUGUAUUCUUAUCACCACAGACCCCUCCCGCCCGAUUAAUAAGCGCAAUCGUAGGUUCCAUUUUGAGGCGAUGUGGACCAAAAGAGAUGAUUGCAGAGAAGUCAUUGAUGCUGCCUGGAACUCCGGCACCCUUGCCAUCACGCCGGAUGGGAUUGCUUCCAACCUCCAAAGAUGUGCUGCUGCUCUUUCAACUUGGAACCAGAAUGUAGUGGGAAAUAUUACAAAGAAAAUCCAAGAAAAGAAAAGAGCCCUCUCGUCUCUUUCCAUUGAUGACAGAGGCAAUAAGGGGGCUGAAGUCAACCAGCUUAGAAGAGAAAUUAAUGAUCUGUUGGAUAGUGAAGAGAUCAUUUGGAGACAGCGCAGCAAGACUCAUUGGUACAAGGAAGGGGACCGAAACACAAAGUUUUUUCACGCCCACGCCUCGGAAAGAAGGAAAAAAAACACCAUUUUGGGGCUUUGGAAUGAGGACGGUGUUUGGUGUGAGAAUAAGGACAGCAUCACUGCUGCUGCAAUAUCAUAUUUUGAGAAGAUUUAUUCCACCUCCUCUCCAAGUGGAAUUAAUGAAGUCACCCAUGCAUUAUCUAGGUGUGUUACGGAGGAUAUGAAUGCUGAGCUCACCAAGGCCUUUACAAGAGAUGAAGUCACCAUUGCACUCAAGCAGCUCCACCCAACCAAAGCUCCUGGACCGGAUGUUAUUAUCAAUGGUGAGGCUUGUGGAAACAUUACCCCCACAAGAGGCAUAAGGCAGGGGGAUCCCCUUUCCCCCUACCUCUUUCUUCUUUGUGCUGAAGGCCUCUCCACUCUCUUUCACAAAGCUGCCCGGGACAAGCAAAUAAAUGGAAAUGCUAUCGGCAGGGGCUGCCCUUCCCUUACUCACCUCUUCUUCGCCGACGAUAGCCUCUUUUUUUGCAAAGCAUCGGUCCAAGAAUGUCAGCAUCUUGUUGACAUCCUCAGCCGCUAUGAAGCGGCCUCGGGGCAAAAAAUCAAUACCGACAAGUCUUUCGUCUUUUUCAGCCCUAACAGCCCGCAAGAGAGAAAGGAAUGCAUUUUAAAUAUCCUUGGACCAAUGCAAGACUCCAGGCACUAUAAAUACUUGGGGCUCCCCUCCAUCAUUGGCAAAUCUAAGGCUUUGGUGUUUGCGGAAGUUAAGGAAAGGGUGGCGAAAAAGCUGGCUGGUUGGAAGGGAAAGCUCCUUUCAAUUGGGGGGAGAGAGAUCCUUAUCAAGGCGGUUGCCCAAGCAGUGCCCACGUACACAAUGAGUUGCUUCCAACUCCCUAAGACACUUUGCAAAGACCUUGAAAAUUUGAUGAGGAAUUUCUGGUGGGGGCAAAGGGGUGAUGAGAACAAAAUAUCAUGGCUUAGUUGGAAGAAGAUGUGUAAAUCAAAGUUCCAUGGUGGUAUGGGUUUUAGAAACAUCCAAGCUUUCAACCUUGCCAUGUUGGCUAAGCAAGGUUGGAGAAUCCUCACCAACCCAAACACUUUGAUGGCUUGGAUAUUUAAAGCCAAAUAUUUUCCCCAUGAUGAAGUCCUCAACUCCAAAAAAGGAAGCAAUCCCUCUUACGCUUGGCGAAGUAUUCAUAAUAGUCUUGAGGUGAUUAAGAGAGGCACUAGAUGGAGGGUGGGUAAUGGCCGUCGAAUUCAUAUUUGGGAGGAUAAGUGGCUGCCAACGCCCUCCUCUUUCAAAGUGAUUAUGCCCCAAACUGAUUUUGACGACUAUCCUAUGGUAUCUUCCCUUGUUGAUAAUGAUACCAAAUGGUGGAAAGUAGAUUUGGUCAAGUCCAUGUUUUUGCCCUAUGAUGCUAGCAAGAUCUUAAAAAUUCCCCUUAAUUAUAAUCUACCCAAAGACAACCUUAUUUGGAUUGGCAAUAAGCGGGGGGUCUUUACUGUCAAAAGCGCAUACCACAUUGCUUCUUCCCUUGUGGACUCAAAUGAGGUUGGGGAGUGUUCCUCAUCAAAUUCAAAAACGCUACUGUGGAAAAGGAUUUGGAGUCAAAAAGUUCCUCAAAAACUCAAAAUUUUUGCUUGGCGUCUUUGUGUCAAUGGCCUUCCCACUAUGUUCAAUUUAAGUCACAGGGGUAUUCAUUGUUCAAGUUUCUGCCCUCUUUGA